UUUGAUAAGUGCUGCAAGGUUUGAUUUUUAUAUAAGCUUGUGAAUCAUUAAUAUUUAACAGAAAACUUAUCAAGUAAACAGGAAAAGUUGAAAAAAACUUAAAAUCAAUAUGCCUGCAAAAUACGCCCGGCUUGCCCAUAAACAUAAGACAAAGAUGCAUCUUUCCUGAAGCAAGAAACGAAAGAAUUAAUAUCUAAUAAUGACUGAGCCUAUCUAAAGUAUCUUUAGGUAAUCUAUGUAGGUACCCUUCCCGUUAGACACAUAAAAUCCAAGUUCUUCUGCUGCCAAUCUAACAUUUCCCUUUCAAAACUAACUACCUUCUAAAGUGCCCCACAGUUAUGUACACCUGAAACCAAACCGUGCAGAUUAGCAACGUGGGGCUUCGUUCUAGAACCCGCAAGCUAUCUACUUAGCCGUCACCCGCCCCAGUGUCCACCCACCAUUUUCAUGGAUACCUCGUCAUUUCCCAAUAAUAAGACGUGCUUUUUUAAUUAGAAGACAACACCUGGAGGUGGAAUUUUCAAGGAUUCUUCACACCUCUACACCAAAAUGGCAGACGAACCAGAAUGCCAACUGCGCCGGCGAAAGGUAUCAGGCAACCCUAACCUGCCUUUGAACCUGGACGUGGAAUACCUGGUCAGCGACGGAGACCCCGACCAGGGCACGCCCUCACCUAGCAAUGUUAGGCGCUUGUCUCAUCAGAAACAGAAGUCGUCGUCUUCAGCACUCCUCGACUAUAAGAAUAAGCAGCAAUCUUUUGAUAUUCAGGUUGAGGAGUGCGAAGAAGAAGAGAUAAUAAUAGAGAGUGAAGACGACGACGAGGACAAUGCUGAGGGCGGCGAUGAUCGCUCCAUCACACCAACGCCUAUACAGGACUUCGGGGCCAAUGUCGUGUAUACAGAAGGUCCGCAGGCUACAGACUUCUUGAGGGUAAAAGCAAUGGAAGCCGAAUGUUAUACGGACGUCUCUGACGCGGACACUGAUGAAGAAGGCAACUAACUUAAACAAAAUAAUAAUAUUACAAAAUAUUCUGAAAGAUAUAAUAACAAGUGUAUCAAGUACAACAAGUACUGUCCAAAUCUCACAUUUAUUGUAACGCGUUGAACCUGUAUAAGUAAAUGCUUUGAUAUUUUAAAUACGAGUUAUUUUUUGUGGUGUAGAUCUUUACUUAAGCAAACAAACGAAAAUGGCGGUAAAAGUUGCUUUACUUGCAUCAUGCGCAACCAAGAAAAAUCUUACCAGUAAAUAAUGAGGGAAAAUAAAAUAUAUUACAGAUUA
Molecule: messenger RNA, 1278 nt
Organism: Helicoverpa zea (corn earworm)
Lineage: Eukaryota; Metazoa; Arthropoda; Insecta; Lepidoptera; Noctuidae
Exons: 4
Coding region: 550-999 (149 amino acids)
Source: RefSeq, a predicted model, not a curated record